Molecule: messenger RNA, 2439 nt
Organism: Culex pipiens pallens (northern house mosquito)
Lineage: Eukaryota; Metazoa; Arthropoda; Insecta; Diptera; Culicidae
Gene: prg
Product: zinc finger protein 436
Exons: 3
Coding region: 304-2223 (639 amino acids)
Biological process (GO): regulation of transcription by RNA polymerase II
Cellular component (GO): nucleus
Molecular function (GO): DNA-binding transcription factor activity; zinc ion binding; RNA polymerase II cis-regulatory region sequence-specific DNA binding
Source: RefSeq, a predicted model, not a curated record
AAAACUUUUUUUCAGGAAGUCCUCGGAGUUUUCCCAAAAUUCCGCAAUCUUUUUUAAAAUUGGCCAAAAUUAAAAGCUUUAUGUGGCCGAACGUGAUGUAAAACGGACUCCGUCCGGGGAUGCGGUUCCACCGGUGUCCGUCGAGUUUUGUGUGAAAAGUUGCAGGUUUCGUCUCGUUUGUGUUGAUUCUGAGCGGAUUUUUGUUUACGUUUUUGUCGAUUAACGUCAAGCUUCAAAGUGUAUUUCAACGAGAUCGGAACGGCCGAUGGCGCCGGCGGCCCCGCCGGUUCCGGCCCGUUCCUGAUGGAGGUGGUGGGCCAGCACGGCGGGACGACCGCCUUUCUGGACAUGGACUUUUGCCGGCUCUGUCUGGGCCGGGACAAGACGGGCCUGAUCAGCGUGUACAGCGCGGAGGUGAACCCGUCCGGAGAUGGGGACGAGUCGCUGGUGGCGAAGAUUUUGCGCUUCUUCGAGGUGCGGAUCUGCGAGGAGGACAUUCUGCCGCGGCAGAUUUGCCAGCAGUGUCUGCUGCAGACGGAGAGCUGCGCCGAGUUUCGCGAUGUGUGCAUCCGCAACGAUCAGAAGUUGAGGGAGAUUAUUUGCUUUCCGGAACCGGCGGCGCCGGAAGUUGUGGAGGGGGAGGGGGAGCAGCAGCAGGCGGUGGAGUUGAAGGCGGAACAGGUUCCGCUGGCUGGGGAGGAGGAUGAGGAUGAAGAGGAAGAGGAAGAACGGGAGGAGGUCGUGAUCGAUCCGGCGAACAACUACGAAAGCUCCAACCAGAGUGCACCGGAACCGUAUUCGGAGGGUGAGGACGGGGAUGAUACGGCACUGGCGGAGAGCAGUGAUCUGAACGACGGAGGGCUCGGGCUGGUGCUGGACGCCAACACGAACGAUUCGUCGGAAGAUCUACUGGAAGUGAUGGGCGAAGAUUUGGCGGACAAACAGCUGAAGAAGCUGGUCCACAUGUGCCGGUACUGUGACGUGGCCUUUGCCCUUCCGAACGCGUGCUAUCUGCACGAGACGCAAGACCACGACAUUCUGGCGCCGUACGGCUGUCAAUUUUGUGAGUUCAAAACCGCCAACCGGAACAUGUUGAUUACGCACAUCCGCGAUCUGCACGGAAUCGACCGGCCGUACAUUUGCAUCCAGUGCAACAAGGGCUUCCACCGGCGGUCGGACCUCAAAAAGCACACCUUCGUACACUCCGGAGUGCGGCCGUUUUCCUGCGACGAGUGCGGCAAAAGCUUCUCCAGAAACACAAACCUCACCAAACACCUGCGAAUUCAUUCCGGAUUCAAGCCGCACAAAUGCAAGUUCAACAACUGCUCUAGAUCCUUCGCCAACAAAGCGGACCUCGUGCGCCACCAAAACAUCCACAUGUCGCUGGGCAAGCAGUUUUCGUGCGCCAAAUGCAACAACACUUACGCCCGCAAGGACAAACUGCUCAGCCACGAACGAAUCUGCUUCGCCAAACAACACCAGCAACAACAACUCAUCCAAAUCCUGGCCCCAACGACGACAACCACGUCGUCGACCUCGAUUCCGGCACAUUUUGACGCCGGGGAAAACAUGGUCAUUUCGCUCGAUCCGUACCGCACGGAGAUUGAUCCGGCGUCGGCGGCCGGUCCAACCGAGGACGAUCCGGGCAUUCCGAACGCGGCUCCCGUUUCCGCGAUUUCGUCCUUUUCGAAUGUUAUUCGUGAAGAACUGUCCACGGUUCAGCCGAAGCUGUUUUCCUGCGCAAAGUGCCCGAAGAAGUUUCUGUCGAAGAACACGCUGCACACGCACCAGCUGACCCACUCGGACGUCCGGAACUACCGGUGCCACACGUGCGACAAAAAGUUCAUCCGGAAGCGCGAGCUGGACCGGCACCUGACGGCGGUCCACUCGAACCACAAGCCGUACGAGUGCAAACAGUGCUCGAAGCGAUUCUCCCGCAAGGACAAACUGCUUAGGCAUGAGCGGGUUCACCGCGAGGACCGGUUGUUUGCGUGCGGGGCGUGCGACGCCAAGUUCCUGCGCAAGGAAGCGUUGGCCGUUCAUUCCAAGGUGCACUGCACGGCGGCGGCGGAGGCCGGAGUCCACGAUCCGGCGGUCAUCAUCAUGAUUGGCCAGGGACGAGAGGGCGACGUUGACGAUGCGGACGACGAAGAGCGGCACGAGCUGCUGCAGCAGGUUCUGUCGUACGAGGUGGGAGGGCUCGAGGCAGCGGCCAUGCUGUGAUGAGCUGCGUUUUUGUCUGUGUUUUUUUUUUAUAAUAAAAAUAUUAUUUUUUAACUCUUAGACGAUGUCUCUUUAUUAGUGUUUAGCAGUCGCGUAUUUAUUAUUCAAGAAUCUUAAAUAAUCGGUAUUUGCAUGCAAAAUUGGUCUCAACCACGUGUCACAGGUGUAAACAUUUCUUUCGGCGUAAAUAAACGAUGGUAUUUUCUUGUGAUUAAA